GCUGCUUGUUGUCAUUUGUUAGCUCUGCGGCUAACUUAGCCGUCCGGUUUUUUCUCUCCAACACACUUUGAUCCAGCAGGAUGUUAGGAUGGAGUGGCGCCCAGUUCUGCCGGACAGCCUGGUGUUGGAGAUCUUCCUGCGUCUGCCCCAUGAAGCUGUGCUGAGAGCUGGUCUGACCUGCCGGCAGUGGCUGGCUGUCUCCAGAGAUGAGUUCUUAUGGAGGGAGCUGUUCUACAGCUACUACCGCAUCCCCCGCGACGUGCCCCGACACCCAGCGGCCGUGUCGUGGUACAGGGAGUUCAAGCGUCUAUUCGAUUGUAUCCCGUGUGUGGAGGUUCAGACGUUGAGAGAGCACAGUGACCAAGUCCUCCACCUGGCUUUCUCUCACAAGGGUCAUCGGUUCUCCUCCUGCUCCAAAGACUGCACUGUUAAGCUGUGGGACACGGAGCGGCCAGAUGGAAACAUCUCGCUGGUGCACAGUUCCAGUAUGCGGCAGUUCAACUGGGGCUACACCCAGUUCUCCCAGUUCAACGCUGAUGACACUCUGCUGCUUGUGUCUGGCGUCUACCUGGGCCCACACCACUCUUCGUCAGGGGAAAUCGCUGUCAUCAGUCUGGAAAAUUACACACUGUUGUCGCGGGUGAGGAACAAGCCGUAUGACGUGUUUGGCUGCUGGCUGAACGAGACCCACCUGAUCUCUGGGAACCUGCACUGGAUAGGCAACAUGACGUCUUGCUCUGUGCUCUGGCUCAAUAAAGCCUUCCAGGAUAUUGAGUCGGAGAACGUCAACGUGGUCAAGCGCCUUUUCAAGAUCCAGAACAUCAACGCAAGCACCAUCCGCACAGUGAUGGUGGCCCACUGCCAGCGUCACGACAACCCUGACUUACUGCUGGACUACGAGGCUCAGUCUCAGGCUCAAAGGCAGAAAGGCCCUCAGCAGCAGCACCAGCCCCUCCUCUUUGACCUAGGAACCUCUGGCAGCGAGGAAGAAGACGAGGCAGAGGAGGGUGAUGAGUACAGGAAGGAAGGAAGGUCUCACGGCCUGCCCAAUGCUCGCCUUCCCCAGCCCACCUUCUCCGGCCUGGACCAUGUCAUACAGAGUCGUAAGAAUGUAGGGCGCCGGGAGUUAGAGAUCGAGACCCACGUAGCGAAGAUGAUGGGCAAAGCUCACACGAAACCCCCCGACUCAAACCUCAUCGAUCCUUCUGAGCCUGGAGACGGAGAGGACAAGACUUACUUACUCUUUACCACCGGCAGCCUUACAUACUCCCCCCACCAGAUAGGUAUUAAACGGAUCAAGCCCGACCAGAUGACCACAUGUGGUCCUGUCCUCGGGGAGGAGCGGAGUUCAGACGAAUUUUUUGACUCCCUAGACCAUGUCAUUGAUAUCCACGGGCACAUCAUCGGUAUGGGACUUUCUCCAGACCACAGGUACCUGUAUGUGAAUAGCCGGGCUUGGCCUGCCGGCUGCGUGAUCUCUGACCCCAUGUGUCCCCCUCCCAUUGCCGAGGAGAUCGACCUGCACGUCAUCGACCUGAAGAGUCUGAGGGAGGAGAGAAGGAGUCUGCGCGCUCACCGAGCCUUCACGCCUAACGAUGAGUGCUUCUUCAUCUUUCUGGACGUCAGCAGAGACUUUGUUGCCAGUGGAGCAGAGGACAAGCACGGCUACAUCUGGGACCGUCACUACAACAUCUGUCUGGCGCGGCUGGCACACGACGACGUGGUGAACUCGGUGGCGUUCAGCCCUGCCGACCAGGAGCUGCUGCUGUCCGCCAGCGAUGACUCUACCAUUAAGGUGUGGCGUUCGCCGCGCAUGGUCCGUUUAGCUCAGAACGCCGCGCGGCCCCCGAGGCCCCGAAGCCUCCUGACUUCCUGGCUGAGCCGCAACAAGAACGGCACAUCUGCCGGCAGCGUCAACGGGAAACCGUGAGUCAGGUUGGAAAACACUGAAACACAGUGGGAGCGAGUGGUGAGAGGAAAGUGUGAUGUUUUUUUCCUCUAUGGUGUGAAUAUAUACACACACUCCAUGUAUAUGAUCAGUGUGGUUACAGCAGCGCUCAGAGAGAUGGAGCGAGAUGUGACUCAGGGUCAAACACAAGGGGGCGCCGUUUCACAAAGCAAAAGACAGACAUCAUCACAGACUGUGUUGUGCUGUUGUAGUGUAUAGCUGACACCUAAAUGCACAAAAAACACGUCCAAACAAACCUGCCCCCCCCCCCUCCCCCCCCUGCAAGAUGUUUUUUGUCAGUUUUUUUAAAUCUGUAACGUUGUGUCUGAGCAGGUCCCUGGACUUCUGGACCUGAGCUGUAAAUGUAUGUGAAUGUACCACAGAGACGGGACCUUUAUGAACGUGGUUGUCGUGUCCUGCUCAUCAGAAGCAAAGUGCUGUGACUGAAAAUGAUUUCAUUUCUUAGUUAUGGAUAAUAUCCAGUUGAUGUCUUGAGUAUAGUAAACCCCCUUUAUAAACUGUUUUUCCCCCAAUUAUAAAAUUAUAAAACCAAAAGGGAAGGACAUUUUUUUUAGCUGCAUUUCCUGCAGUCUGCCUUGGUUUUUAAUGACGUCCCAUCCCAGAAAUGAUAGAUCACUCUUCUGUUAAAAGUAGAAUAAUUGAGUAAUUGAAUCUAGCAGAGUUACUGAGGAACAAGUUGGUGUGAAGCAUGAGUGUGUAGCUAAUUGUUAUUGGGCCUAUAUGAUGUAGAAAUGUAUUUAAAAACACCUUCUGCACCCUUUAAUUUGGACUAAAAAUCUUUUCUGACGAAGGAUUAAUCUCCUGGAACUUUUUUAAUUUUAAUAAAAACAAUACGUUUUCUUUCCUCAACACAUUUUGUUUAGUCCAAGCAGAUUUUUUCCCAUUUGAAGUGUAAAAUCUCAGCAUUGAGUUUUGGGACAUCUGCAUGUUGGACCACAUAGAGCCCCGCUGAACACAACUACUUACAGGUGUAUUAGAUGUUGCUAGUUUGAUGCCAGCAGGUCAACAAGGAGGUAAUUACACCAUCCAUGUUAUAUUAAAUAGUGAGCACAUUAGACACACUGUAGAAAAAGAAAUGUUUGAUUAAAUAUUUAUAUACUUUAUAUCCCCUUUAAGAUGCAUGUAUUGGACAACACAAUCGUAAUUGUGAACUUUAUUUAUAACUUAAAAUAUUAAUAAAUACAUGCAGUAAAUUAAGGCUGACUUUCACAGACACAUUUUGAAUUAAAAAAACAUGAUA
Messenger RNA from Scomber scombrus (Atlantic mackerel), 3209 nucleotides. RefSeq names its product F-box and WD repeat domain containing 5 (gene fbxw5). The record is from RefSeq and is a predicted model, not a curated record. The transcript is spliced from 10 exons. NCBI's taxonomy places the organism in Eukaryota, Metazoa, Chordata, Actinopteri, Scombriformes, Scombridae. Gene Ontology annotation, cellular component: SCF ubiquitin ligase complex; Cul4-RING E3 ubiquitin ligase complex. Gene Ontology annotation, molecular function: protein binding. The coding region runs from base 89 to 1930 and encodes 613 amino acids. Gene Ontology annotation, biological process: protein ubiquitination.